GUCUUUUUGUAUUUAUUUGAUGUUUGAUUUUGACGUGUAACCUAUCGCUUUCUCUUUAUUUACAAUAUUUUACAUAAAUCUCCAAAUAAUCUCAAUAAAUAUGUCGAGCGGUCAAUGGGAAGUUGUUGGAAAGAGCAAGAAAUCUCAAAAUGGUAAAGUAAAAAAUAAGGAAGAUGAGAAAAAAAUUAAAAAUGGUCCGAAAUUAGAGGAUGUUGUUCCACAUUCGCAAUUAAAAUCAUUUUACGCCGGUAUGGAGAUUGACAGCGAAAAAAAACCGGCUAAAGAUAAAAAGAAGGAUGGAGAUAAAAAGGGGAAGAAACAAGACAAAAAAGCGGAACCGCCGAAACCUAAACCGCCUAGAACUCUGGAAGAAGCUCUGGAGGCUAUCGACGUAACAGAACUGGCGAACAUAAUAGCAACAAACAAAAUUCGUUUCUCAAAUGCGCCCCUAGUUUGGCUCAAAGAUGUCGCAAACUUCUUGAACACGAAGAUCCAGAUUGAUGUAGAAGAUCCCACAUUCUCCCAGCAUCCUUCUUCGUAUCCCCUCUCCGUAGUGCCUGAUGAGCUGAAGAGUGUACUGGAAGGAGUACUCCAGGAUGCAGAAAAAAAAAACACUCAACUAUUCUUUGAUGGUACCCUGACUGCCCUGGGGAAUGAUAUGAGUAGAGGUCAAUUUGUAAACGGACACAGAAUAUUGCUGCAAAUGCUUGCUCAAGAAAACCCAGAUUUUUGUAUUGCAUCCAUUCAAAAAAAUGCAUCCCUCAGGAACUCGUAUCAAAAUAGACCUCCUAUCGGAUUGUCUUUACUGUGGGCGUUUGGACAGGGUGGUUUGAGAGAUUUUGCAGUUGGAAUGAAAGCCUGGCAAGAACUAUUCCUACCCCUAAUAGAACUGAAGAACUACUCGAAAUACGUGGUAGGUUAUCUGUCGAAGCUGAUGGAUCUACACGCGGGCACGGACGCGGCCAAAAUCAGCCAAGACCAGCUAUUCGCCAUGAUAGACACGGUCAACGCGAAAAAGAACGGCCUGUCCAAAGAACUAUCAAGUGACCUUAUUCAUCAAUUAAGUAAAUAUAAGGAUUUAUAUUUCAAUAAAUGCAGCAAUAAAUUACAAGUGACCUUCAACCAACUUAUGAAAAAGUUGCCCAACCAAUAUCUGAGCGGUUCAGGUCUUGAUGCGUACAAUAAGGUGCUCGUUGAUUGCCUGGUGGAUUGCCUCGUGAGAGACGACUCAUGCAAUGCGACCUGGAGACAACUCUUCCACAGGUGCAGCAAGCAAUCCGCAACAUUGCUUGAAUAUAUCGACACAAAUUGGAGCGAGCUCAGCCCCAGGUUGAAACUGAAGUCAUUAAAGGCCACAGUACUCCAAUACAAAGAAGUCAGCGGGAAAGCUCUGAAAGGCAAGAAGAAGGAUGAAACUCUUGUCAAAACCAAUAAGAUCUGCCAGGAUAUUCUAGACAGAAUGACAAGCACUAGAAGGUUCCCUUGGCUUUGGGCGAGCUUCUUCCUCAUUGUGGCCAUCGCUGGCCUCGUGGCCUACGAUGUCUCGAGGGUUGGCGGCAAUUUCCCUAAGAGCGCAACGGGAAAACUAUUCAAGGACCUCGGCAUACUCGAACAGAGCCAGCGGGCGUGGCAGAAGACAUUGUCGACGUCAGCACGCGGAUACUUGUGGGUGGAGACCAACGCGCCAGUCUACUACGCUCAGACCGUGGAGGCGUGUAAGCCUUACGCACAACUAUCUAAAGAUGCUUACUUCAUUGCUGUGAAAAAGGCUGGAGUUUUGUAUGGAAAUGUCUGGGAUUAUGUGUCUGAAAAGUCACCCAUGCUGGAAGCCUUCAUAGAGCAGUACGCACCAGGAUUGAUCGAGACGAUCCGUAAGCAGUACCAAGCGUUUGUUAGUGCUGUGGUGAAAUAUGCUACUGAUUAUUACCAACUGUCUGCUGAUUACUUGAAGACUAAAGUGUUCAUUGGCGAAUGGGCGCCGGAGAUACUUCAGAACAAGACCCAGUCAGCUCUCAACGUGACCAGGUUCCACAUGACUUCGUAUUUCCACUGGUUCAGGGAACAAGUGAACAUCUACUCGGAGAUACCCUGAACACAGAGCUGUUCUGUAUGUUAGUGAUAGUACAACUCAAACGCGGAUAGAGGAAUGUGCGAUGUGUAAUUUUUUUUUACUUAAUUUAUUAUAUUUUCCAAUGAAUUUAAUUACAACUUUUUUUAAAAACCGUUUUUAAAAUCUACUGUUUAUUAUUACGUUUUAUUACAUUUACUGCUAGUAAUGUUAUUUGUUUAUUGGUAACAUUUUAAGUUUAAAACAUGGCGUACAAUAUUGAGGUGCACAAUGAAAAAUUAUAAGUUCCUAAUUUAUUCAGGUAGCUGGACUAUCGCAUGCCCGUGACCAUAGUCCUCUGUCCGUACCUCCCUGAGUUCAUUUUCAAAACCCGUCAGUUUUUUUUAUAACAAAAUUUUAAUUGAGUACAACCAAAAUGCAGUCCAUUUGAUGUUAGUCGACAUCGUUAAUGCAAUAAUUUUUCAUAUCAUUAACAUUUAAAUAUCCAUGACAUGUAGUGGUAUUUCUAAAUUCAGUAUUCGUCAACAUUCCUGAUGAUGCAUUUACGGAAUCAACGACUGAUUACAUUAAAUCGCAAUCGACUUAUUGUUAGUUACCUUAAUCAUCAUCCAAAUACAAAUCAUUAAUCUAAAAAGUUAGACCUUGUAGUCGGUAAGAUUUUUUUAGUAUAUUUAUUUGUGUUGAGAGAUUGUGUGUUUUAAUUAAAUAUACAAUUUGAAAGAGGAAUGAUUAAAUUAUGUUUUAUGUUCUAUAAAAUUUUGGUAAUUCUUUCAAACAUUGUUUUUAUUUGUAUAAUUAAAGUUCUAAUCAGUAAUUGACUGUAUUGUGCAGAUGUCGCUAUUUACAAUUUUGAGACUGUCUUCCUUGAUUUAGUUUAAAUGGUAUUAAGACUUGAGUAUUAGUCACUCCAGUGCUUGUAUUUUAAAACCAUCAUUCCUCUGGAUAAUGUCAAUGUUGUGUUGUACGAAAUAAAUAUAAGAAUUCACAAUAAAAUAUUGUUAGUGAUUUCA
Messenger RNA from Manduca sexta (tobacco hornworm), 3078 nucleotides. RefSeq names its product transmembrane protein 214 (gene Tmem214). The record is from RefSeq and is a predicted model, not a curated record. The transcript has 10 exons. Bases 101 to 2092 code for a protein of 663 amino acids. Gene Ontology annotation, cellular component: endoplasmic reticulum; Golgi apparatus. Lineage: Eukaryota; Metazoa; Arthropoda; Insecta; Lepidoptera; Sphingidae.